AGGGGAGGCGAGAUAUCAGCGCGUAUACGAGGGUGUCACAUAACCAACCGCGACGAUUCCGCGAGGAAUGUUUAUAAAUACUCGAAUUUGACAUAUGUUAUAUGACGAGCGUGGAGUUCACCCGAGUUCACUCGCGAGAUCUAGUCGCUUGCCGACGCGCGAUUUCGUAGCUAUGUUAUUGGUGUAAUUGGAUCGAUCGUCUCUGGUGAAAUCGUACGCGAACGAGGAACGAUGACAACUGGCCAGAGUGGGCACGAUCAUUCUCUCGCUAUCAGGCAAGAAAUACAACGUUUCGAGAGUGUUCAUCCGUCGAUAUACGCCAUUUACGAUCUAAUCGAUCUGGUACCUGACGCGCACAUCGCCAAGCAAAUUCGCGAGCACGUCGUGGCAAUUGAAGAUUCUUUCGUCAACAGUCAUGAAUGGACACUGGCAAGGGAUGUUCCAGAGUUACACUUGGGAAUUAUUGGUUCCUCAGACUCUGGCAAAUCAGCCCUUGUUCACAGGUACCUCACAGGCUCCUUCAUGCACGAGGAGUCACCAGAAGGUGGUCGUUUUAAAAAAGAAGUCUUCAUCAAUGAUCAGAGUUAUCUUCUUUUAAUCAGGGACGAGGGUGGUGUGCCUGAAGCUCAGUUCUCUGCUUGGAUAGAUGCUCUAUUACUAGUAUUCAGUCUAGAAAAUGAGGAGAGUUUCUCAAUAGUUUGUGGUUUUUACAAUAGAAUGUGUUCUUUCCGAAAUAUGUCAGAGGUACCAAAAAUACUUGUAGGUGUACAAGACUCAAUUAACGACAGUAAUCCACGUGUCAUAAAAGACGUUAAGCCGCGGAAAUUGGCUUGUGACUUGAGAUGUCCUUACUACGAGACGUGCGCCAUUUACGGCUUAAAUGUCGAGAGAGUAUUUCAAGAUGUGUGUCAAAAAAUUAUACAGAAUUCAUCCACGAAACAUUUCUCGUGCGAUGUAUCUCAGCACAGCACGGAGAGCGAUAUUAAAUUUCCAGUGCCGGUUAUCACUAAAACCGCAUACAAUCUUCACAAUAAGGAGGUGGAAAGCACGAAUUCGUUGAAGGCGAACACCUCGGAGAAAGAUGAGGACUGCCGAUCCAUUCAUAACAGCUCAAUGCCGAACGACUCGGGACUGCUAAACGACAAUUUUCACAAUAUGCAGAACCAACAUGGAGAAUUGCGAACGUCGAUCUUGACUCCGACUACCAUUAGGAAGUUUCGAAGAAAAUCGAAUAUAUUCACACCUUCCAAAAAGGAAAAGUAUAUGGGCGAGAUGGGCGUUGGUAGAGAGAUACCGGUCAAGCAAGGCUACCUGUUCAAACGGAGCAGUAAAUCCCUGAAGGAAUGGAAAAAGAAAUACGUCACGUUGUUGGAAGACGGCCGUUUGACUUACCACUCGAGCUUGCACGAUUACAUGAACGACACCAACGGUAAAGAGAUACUCUUACAGUACGUCACGGUGAAGGUACCUGGCAAAACGCCGAAAGGCUCCAAGUCAUACAGCGCUCAAGACAGUUUCGAAUUUUCCAUUAUUUCCCUGGAGAACAAAACGUGGCAUUUUGAAGCGAACAGUGCCGAGGAUAGAGACAGCUGGAUCAGCGCGAUUGAACAACAGAUAUUGUCGAGUUUGCAAAAUAGCGAUGGGGACAAGAAGAAUGAGACCGACGCCUUCAAGAUGCAUUGCAUAAAGAACAAAGUUUCAGGAAAUGACGCGUGUGUUGACUGCGGUGCGCCGAAUCCCGAUUGGGCUAGUCUCAAUCUGGGCGUCCUGAUGUGCAUCGAAUGCUCUGGCAUCCAUAGGAACUUGGGUUCGCAUAUAUCCAAGGUUCGAUCUUUGGAUCUAGAUGACUGGUCCGCAGGUCACCUAAGCGUCAUGCUGGCUCUUGGCAACAACAUAGCCAAUAGCAUCUGGGAGUAUUGCUUGAACGGUAAACAGAAACCAGUCCCGGACUCGUCCAGGGAGGAGAAAGAGCAAUGGAUUAGAUGGAAGUAUGAGGACAAGCUCUUCUUACCGCCGAUCAACCCGAACGUUCCCCUGGGGAAGUUGCUCAUCGACUCGGUCUGUCGGGGAAACAUGAGAGUGUUUACGUUCUGCUUGACCCGGUGCAGCUACGAAGACAUUAAUAUGCCGGUCAACGAACCGGAAGAUCUGCGAACACCGUUACAUCUGGCUUGCGCGACCGGAAACUUGGCGAUGGCGCAGCUUUUAAUAUGGCACAAAGCGAACCCGCAGAAUCUCGAUCAUGAGGGACGCACGUGCAUGUCGUACGUGCGAGCUCUGGAGAAAACGCUGGAUAAUUCGUCCGACUCAAUGGAAAUGCAGAAGCUACUCGAGGUAUUGGAGCAAGCUAGUGUCUCCGGAAUGGAUGACGCGGACGCGUCUUAGUAUUAAAGGCGAUGAAGAGGAGAGUAAUGCCUUAUAAAUCAACUCUGCCUGCGUCUUUUCGCUAUUGAGAAUACUGGUGUACUUACGGUAUACGUAGAAAGCCAUGCUUCUCGUUUUUUUAGUGGCUCAUUAAGAGGAAGGAGAGAGAUUUUAUCGCUUUUAAGAGUGACAUUCGUUCGGAGGAGAGCAGCCAAAGUAUGUUGAAACGGGAGAUUGGAAUGCAGUAACGAUUUAUUCUCUAUAGUAACGUUAGCUGUAUGGAAAAAAAGAAUUAUAUAUAAGUGUAAAAAGUUUAUAACGCGCAUCGACAGUCGAAAUCAUUUUAAUAUUGAUUACACGAAAUUCAUUCCGAAUUGAAUGAGAAGUUUUUAAAUACGACACAUAUUUAAAAGUUAUAAUAAAUUUUAAAUAUAUAACAACACGUAAUUUUGUACAUUGAAAAUAAUUCUUAAAGACGGAAAACGGAAAAGAAAGUUAAAAAAAAAUAACUUCGCAAUAGAAUAUUUAUAAUAAAAAAUUUGUGUGUGUCAAUCACAGAGAAUGGACUAAUAGCAUGCUCGAGUGUAUAAUUGUCAAUGACUGAGAGUACAAACACUCAUAAAUGUAGUUUAUAUUUAUAUAUAUCUCUAAUACAUGUAAUGUAUUUGAGAAGGAUGCUCUUAUAAUUUUGAUUUUAUUAAUUAUCAAUUAAACCUUUCAUUACCUCGCACUACGCCCCGUUCAUUCGAAGCGCACCAAUUCUGAAGUUUCGUUUUGUUUCGCUUCAUGAAUACCACUUCAGCUCACGUAUCUCGUAGUUUUUUAAACCAUGUCGAAGACGACGUAGCACUUACACCGUGAACCAUCUCCUCUUGUGCAUUCGCAUCGUCUGCAAGCAAACACAUAAAUGGAAUGAACAAAACGAGUAGAGUCCAGAGUAGCGCAAUAAUGUCAUUUUACUCGCAAACAUAGAAAGCGAGAAGUUUCACAUGGAGUCUGUAAUUUGAACGAUUAUGCAACUUUUCGAACUACGAGGAUAUAAAACUUUUCACUUUUUCGCUCCUAGGGAAAUCAUAUGGCCACUAUUUUGAUUGUACAUAUAUCAUACAAAUACACAGACGCUUAAACGAUUUCUAUUA
Molecule: messenger RNA, 3503 nt
Organism: Odontomachus brunneus
Lineage: Eukaryota; Metazoa; Arthropoda; Insecta; Hymenoptera; Formicidae
Gene: CenG1A
Product: centaurin-gamma-1A
Exons: 13
Coding region: 232-2385 (717 amino acids)
Cellular component (GO): nucleus
Molecular function (GO): protein binding; GTP binding; GTPase activity
Source: RefSeq, a predicted model, not a curated record